AUGAAAAUCCAAGGAAAAACAUUUGUAGUUACUGGCGGAGCAUCUGGACUAGGUGAAGCAACAGUUAGAAAAUUAUAUAAUAGCGGUGCCAAUAUUGUGAUACUUGAUCUAAAUGAAAGUUUGGCAUGCAAGGUGAUCAAAGAUUUGACAGGUUGUGAUGAUUGUCCUCAAAUAUUAUACCAAUAUGCAGAUGUCACCGAUGAAAAGAGUACAUCUUUGGCUUUCAAAAAAACAAUUGAAAGAUUUAAAAGAUUAGAUGGUCUCAUUAAUUGUGCUGGUGUCAUUGAAUUGGGUCCUACAACCGAAAAAGAAAACUAUGAAAAAUUCUUAAAGGUGAUUAGUGUCAAUUUAUCUGGAACUUAUAAUGCUACUAGACUUGCAUUUGAUGUUAUGAAAGAUCAAGAAAUACUAGAUGAAGAUAGAGGUGUCAUUAUCAUGACUUCAUCAAUUGCUGCAUUUGAUGGACUUAAAAACCUUAGUGCCUAUAGUGCUUCAAAGGCUGCUAUUGCUGGUAUGACUCUUCCUCUUGCCAGAGAGUUCUCUGUCAGUGGUGUAAGAGUUAUGAGUGUUGCUCCUGGUCCAAUUGAAACUCCAUUACUUAUGCAAGUUCCCAAAGUGAUUAGAGAUGGAUUAUCAUCUGUUGUUCCAUACCCACCACGUUGUGGUUUAACUAGCGAAUUUGCUCAACUUUGUGCCCAUAUUAUUGAAAAUGCCUAUCUCAAUGGAGAAACGAUUAGAAUGGAUGGUGGACUUCGUAUGCCACUUUAA
Messenger RNA from Cavenderia fasciculata, 768 nucleotides. RefSeq lists its product as uncharacterized. Gene Ontology annotation, molecular function: oxidoreductase activity. The record is from RefSeq and is a predicted model, not a curated record. NCBI's taxonomy places the organism in Eukaryota, Evosea, Eumycetozoa, Acytosteliales, Cavenderiaceae. Bases 1 to 768 code for a protein of 255 amino acids. The transcript has 4 exons.